CAGCAUUCUUAUUCCAACUUGCACUAAUGCGAUCAAGCCUUCUUCAAAGUAACACCUGUGAAUAAAUAUUCAGUAAGAAUCCCUUCACAUACUUUAUGUGAGAGCGUCCACCAGUGUGCUUCUCCAAGGUGAUAACACCCUUUAUCAAAAUGCAUCAUUUCGUCAUCAUUCUCAUUAUCGUUACCACUGUACGCUGCGAUGUAUGUAAAUUAGGGAACCGUACUUUUGCGGAAGAUGAAAAAUGGGUUAUGGGCGGCUUCGUGAUGCAAUGCAGAAAAUGGGGUGGAGGUCACUGGGAAGCAAGGAUCGUGGCUUGUAUUUCAGAUCGCCAUGAGAUUCCUCUGAAUACGAGCAAAAAGUACGGAAGAGUGACGUACACUUGCACAAAGACGGGAAAUAGGGCCUUUAUACAUAAGAGUUGGUGGCCUUGUGAGUAGUACAAUAAACUUCUAUUAUGCUGGUAACAAA
Cylicocyclus nassatus is the source of this 468-nucleotide messenger RNA. The record is from the annotation of a GenBank genome assembly. NCBI's taxonomy places the organism in Eukaryota, Metazoa, Nematoda, Chromadorea, Rhabditida, Strongylidae.